Messenger RNA from Protobothrops mucrosquamatus (brown spotted pit viper), 1824 nucleotides. RefSeq names its product Src homology 2 domain containing E (gene SHE). Gene Ontology annotation, molecular function: phosphotyrosine residue binding. The coding region runs from base 1 to 1362 and encodes 453 amino acids. The record is from RefSeq and is a predicted model, not a curated record. Lineage: Eukaryota; Metazoa; Chordata; Lepidosauria; Squamata; Viperidae. The transcript has 6 exons.
AUGGCGGCCAAGUGGUUCAAAGAAUUCCCUGCCAACCUCAAAACCGUCUCGGAGCGCCCCAAACCCAGCGCCGGGCAUCAUCUGAACAAGCCGGGCAGCGCCUCCCGAAAAAGUUUAGGGUCGCCCGAGGCCGGCCUGGCAUCUCUGCCCGGGAAGAACCGGAAGAACUCGGCCACCGAGCUGGGUGGCACCAAAACUCAGCUGGCACCGGGCAAAGAUGGCACCGGUAGCCGUUUAUCCCGGGACAAUCUGCAGGGCCUUUUGCAAGCCGCUGCGGGAAAAAUGCGCAAGAAUUCGCGGGUGGAUGGGGCCCUUCCGGAGGACCCCGGCUGGGCCCCCCCCAAAGGGAACUCCAGUUGUGGGGGCUACAUCAACCGUCUGAUCAAAGUCAACGCCCAGGAGAAAAAUGCCAAAAACUUUUCAGGAUCUGCUCCCAAUCCCAAAACGGUCCUGCCAGCCGAAGCGGAGAAGCCCAAGCAAGAAACGGUCAAGGUGAUCGUUCUGGAAGAUUACGCCGACCCCUACGACGCAAAACAGACCAAGGGACAGCGAGACGCUGAGCGGUUGGAAGAGAAUGACGGUUACAUGGAGCCUUACGACGCGCAACAGAUGAUAACCGAAAUCCGCCGGCGGGGGUCCAAAGACCCCUUUGGGGGGAAAGCCGUCCUGCUUCUGGACGAACCAGCAGCCAAGGGAGACCCGGGGGUCAAAGCCCCCGCCUCAAAACCUCUGCAGCUUUACGACACCCCUUACGAGCCGGCUGAGACGGGGUCCAAGUUCGAGAUGCGCCCCCCUCCGAGUGACGAACGGCCGCCGGCCGAGUACGAGCAGCCCUGGGAAUGGAAGAAAGAGCAGAUUGUUAAAGUUUUCUCAGUGCAGUUUGAGGGUCCGGAGAAAGUGCUGACCGCCGCUGAGACGGUUGUCUCGCCACCCCAGCACCAACCUUGCCCGCAAAACUGGCCAUCAAUGAUGGUUAAGUCUUCCCCGGGGAUCGAACUGGGCCUGGAUGGAGAGCGGGUGGAUUCUGCCCUCGUCUUGGAGAAACAACCGUGGUUUCAUGGCUCCAUCACCCGGGCCGAGGCGGAGAGCCGGCUGCAGCCGUGUCCGGAGGCCGGCUUCCUGGUCCGCACCAGCGAGGUGGGCCCCACCAAAUACUCCAUCGGCCUCAAGACAAGCCAAGGUUACGUCCACAUCAUCGUGGCUCAAACGAAGGAUCACAAAUACACUCUGGACCAAGCGGGCGGCCUCUUUGACACCGUCCCCGAAGUGGUGGGCUACUAUUCCACCGCAAAGCUGCCCUUCAAAGGGGCAGAACACAUGACUCUACGUUUUCCCGUCUCUGUUCCAAGCAAGAUUCCCUAAAGAUCCCAAUUUAGACCAGUUUGGGAACGGCUGAGCCGACUGGGGAAGUCGGCUGGAGACUGCACAGCGACCUCGCCAAAGUUCGCUUCGCCCGGAGACGUGAAUCCAUCUUUUCUCUUCAUUUUCCAGCAAAUUUAUUCCCGCGCGUCCCGAUGUGAUUCAAUAGGACUUUUCCCAUCCUGAAAUAUUACUAAAUUUGGGGGUGGGGGACACAGAGCAGGGGAGGAAGCCCCCCCUUUUGCUGGACACUGAAUUGACGGGAGUGGAUGGGGCUGAAACACAGCCUUGAUUGGCAGCUGCUCAAAACCAUCACCACUGGUUAACGUGGAGCCAGGUUCUCCGAGUUUUCUUGAACGAGAUAUUGUUGAGAAGACGGCCAACGGAGUUUGGAGAAUCCCAGCAACUCCCAGUCCCCACCAUUAAAGGCCAAGCGCAUUCGCGUAGGCUAAACUGGGAGGUUUC